Saccostrea cuccullata (small rock oyster) is the source of this 563-nucleotide messenger RNA. RefSeq lists its product as uncharacterized. The record is from RefSeq and is a predicted model, not a curated record. The coding region runs from base 1 to 450 and encodes 149 amino acids. Lineage: Eukaryota; Metazoa; Mollusca; Bivalvia; Ostreida; Ostreidae. The transcript has 4 exons.
AUGGUUUUUACAUCAAAUAAGGGGUCAAAUUCAGCCGUUACCAUACCUUCAUGUAUAUUUAUCUACGCAGAUUUACAUGUACAAUCUACAACCAUAAAGCCUCCAGCCCCAGAUGUAACAGUGACCUCUACAGAUAUAGCACCUACAGAAUCAGAGUGUAUAGACGCUAAGGAUGUUGACUGCAUACUUUAUAACCCAAAGAUUAUAUGUAACGACACGAGCAUCUACUAUCCAUGGGCCAGAGUCAGAUGUCCAUAUUACUGUGGAUUUUGCCAUCGUCCAACAUUAACAAUUCUUUGUAAAGACGAAAUCCCAACAUGUCGGGACUACAGCGCAGACCUGUGUACAAACCCUUUAUACAGAAUCUUCAGGGAAAGGAAAUGUAGAAAAUACUGUGGAAUAUGUAAAGAUUUUGAUUCUGUCCCAAACAUCGAUUCCUUGGUCGGAUGAUUCCUCUACAAAUAUUUGCUUUUUGUUAAGUUUGAUUACUUUUAAAAAAUGACAUUGCCUUUUCUUCAUGUAUAACAUAUCUAUGUAUUCAAUACACAUGUUUUUGUAUGAUA